AUGUCCUUCCCCACCUCCCCUCUACCGGCCUUUCCAGUUAAGCUCUAUGAUGCUCUACGCCACUCUACCAUUUUGGUGGCAACAGAAAGCAACGGGGGCAAAAUAAAGUGCAGAUCCCACUAUCCAUCCACAAAGUUGAACCAGCUUGAGGCACCAGAACACACCCAGUCCCUGUCUCUGGAGAUGCUGUUACGCAGGUUGAGGGCCACGGAAGCCCAGCAGGAUGACAAGUUUGCCAACAUCCUGGAUGUGGUGGGGGAGUUUGGCACAUUCCAGAAGAGGCUGGUGGCCCUCACCUUCAUCCCCAACAUCCUGUUGGCCUUCUUCAUGUUUGCUGACAUCUUCGUGUUCACAGCCCAGAAGCCUUAUUGCAAUACCAGCUGGAUACUGGCAGUGGACCCCAACCUGUCAGAGGCUCAGCAGUUGAAUCUGACCCUGCCCCGAGAACCCAAUGGCAGUUUCCAGACAUGCCUCAUGUACUUGCCUGUGGCCUGGGAUCUGGAAUCUAUUAUCCAAUUUGGCCUCAACUACACAGAGCCAUGCCAAGAUGGGUGGAUCUAUCCUGAGACCAAGAAGCGAUCGCUGGUCAAUGAGUUUGACUUGGUGUGUGGCAAGGACCAGGACACGGAAGGCGUGCAGACCAUGCUCACGGCUGGCCUCCUAAUAGGGUCCCUCAUCUUUGGGUUCGUAAGUGACAAGCUGGGCCGCUACCCCACCAUCCUGAUGUCGCUGCUGGGGCUGGCCAUCUUCGGCUUCGGGGCAGCCUUCGUCAACAGCUUUCACCAGUACCUGUUCUUCCGCUUCGGCGUGUCCCAGGCCUUGGUGGGCUACGCCAUCAGCAGCGUGUGUUUAGCCACUGAGUGGCUAAUGGGCCAGCACCGGGCCCACGCCAUCAUCCUGGAACACUGCUUUUUCUCUGUGGGAAUCCUGCUUCUGACCGGGCUUGCCUACAGCCUUCCCCACUGGCGGUUGCUGUUUCUGGUGGGUGGGGCACCUGUGUUCCUCCUCAUCUCCUACAUCUGGAUCGUGCCGGAGUCCCCGCGGUGGCUGCUGAUGAAAGGGAAGCUAGAGGACGCCAAGCAGGUGCUGGGCUAUGCGGCCAGUGUGAACAAGAAGAUCAUUCCCUUAAGUCUGCUGGACAAGCUGCAGCGGCCUGGAAAGAAGGUGACUAAGGCCUCUGUCCUGGACUUCUAUAACAAUAAGCACUUCCUCAAGGUGACCUUGGUGAUGGGUUGUGUGUGGUUUACUGUGGGUUACAGCUAUUUCACGCUGAGCCUCAAGUUGAAGAAUUUGGGCGUGGACCUCCACUUCACACAAGUGAUUCCUGGCAUCAUGGAGGUGCCCGCCCGCCUCUGCUGCAUCUUUCUCCUUGAGCAGAUGGGGAGGAAGUGGAGCCUGAUUGCGACUCUCUUCCAAGGCUCCCUUAUGUGCUUGCUUGUUCUUAUCCUCCCCUCAGGUACGGAUGGAAGGAGAGCAGAUGGGUGGCCCCCCAUCCCCCACCCCAGACUCAGGGGGCCACGUUGUCUGGCCACAGAGUUGAAAUCCAUGAUAAUCUUGAUGGUCGUGCUUGGAGAGUUCAGCCUGGCAGCCUCGGUCUCUGUGUUCUUCAUCUACACCGCGGAGCUCCUGCCCACUGUCCUCAGGGCGACAGGUCUGGGGCUGGUGUCUCUGGCCUGGGCAGGUGGAACCAUCUCAUCCCUGGCGGUCAGCCAGCAGAAACUCACCCUCCUACCCAUAUUUCUCUGCUGCAUCUCAGCCGCCCUGGCCUUGUUCCUCUGCUCCCUGCUACCGGAAACACAAGAUCAGGCUCUCCCUGAUAACCCGGAGCACUGCUUCCUGCAGACAAGGGCACAGGGUCUGGCUGGGGACCAGCUCUCCGAGUACUGCUCCUUUCCUAGCUGA
Molecule: messenger RNA, 1902 nt
Organism: Odobenus rosmarus divergens (Pacific walrus)
Lineage: Eukaryota; Metazoa; Chordata; Mammalia; Carnivora; Odobenidae
Gene: SLC22A14
Product: solute carrier family 22, member 14
Exons: 11
Coding region: 1-1902 (633 amino acids)
Biological process (GO): transmembrane transport
Cellular component (GO): membrane
Molecular function (GO): transmembrane transporter activity
Source: RefSeq, a predicted model, not a curated record